CGCACCAACUGUCAGUCGAACCACGAACUAGAACUGCUAUAGCCACGCGCCCUCUAACGCAAGAUUUGUAUUUUUUUAACGACUUUAAUACAGCUAACUAAUGUCGUACACUAAAGUAUUACCAGGUAUAGUCAGGGCAAAUUCUGACAACAUCAAGAGAAUAUGCUUGUCUCAGGGGAGAUUUCGGUCCACGGUCGCAUCCAAGCAACGUAAGGAGGUUGAAGGAGGGAAAGAAGAGCAGCAACUUGUUGAGUGCACCGUGGUGAAAGCUGUUCAAGCAGACCUCAUCAGCCAAACAAAAAAUAACACCGAUACUCAAACACGGAAGAUCGCAAUCGACUUUGAUAAUACACACGAAGCGUAUAAAAGUAAAGAUAACAUUGAGCUGCUUAGAAGUCUGUUGGUCUUCAAGCUUUGCACAUUCGACUUCCUCGUUGACAAGAACAAGGAGUUGAUGGACCUCAGCAAGAAAGUGUUUGGCAAGCGGCUGUUUGAGAGGCUGAUGAAGAUGACGUUCUACGGGCAGUUUGUAGCUGGGGAGGACCAUAACUCCAUCAAGCCUUUGAUCCAUAAGAACCAGGCCUUUGGCGUGGGCUCAGUCCUGGAUUACAGUGUGGAGGAGGACCUGACGCAAGAGGAGGCAGAGAAGAAGGAGAUGGACUCCUGUGUGUCUGAAGCCGAGAAAGAAAGUCCAGUGCCAGCUGGAGAACACUUUGUAAUGCAGGAACAUGACUACAGCGUUGACCACCGUGAGAAGAAGUACAAGGCCCACCGUCAGUUUGGGGACCGUCGUGGGGGCGUGGUCAGUGCCAGGACCUACUUCUAUGCUGACGAGGCCAAGUGUGACGCCCAGAUGGAGACCUUCCUGAACUGCAUCAAAGCGUCAGGGGGGGCCUCUGUGGAUGGAUUUUCUGCCGUUAAGAUGACUGCCCUGGGCCGCCCACAGUUUCUGCUCCAGUUCUCAGAGGUGCUGGUGAAAUGGAGGAGGUUCUUCAACCUCCUAGCAGCACAGCAGGGGAAGUCUGGCAUGGAUGCACUGGAGCAGAAACUGGAACUGGAACAGUUGAAGGAGAGUUUGACUAAGCUGGGUGUUGGAAAUAAAGACGACAUUGAGAACUGGUUUACUGGAGAGAAACUGGGCUCAUCGGGAACAAUAGACCUCCUGGACUGGAAUAGCUUGAUCAACGACAGAACAAAGAUCUCAAACUUGCUCGUCAUUCCCAACGUUGAGAAUGGUCAGCUGGAGCCUCUGUUGAGGAAGUUCACUGUUGAAGAGGAGAAACAGAUGAAGAGGAUGCUGCAGAGAGUGGAUGUUCUGGCUAAGCAUGCAGUGGACAAUGGGGUGAGGCUGAUGGUGGACGCUGAGCAGACAUACUUUCAGCCGGCCAUCAGCAGACUGACCCUGGAGAUGCAGAGGAUCUUCAACAGAGAGAAGCCCAUCAUCUUUAAUACCUACCAGUGCUACCUCAAGGAAGCGUAUGACAAUGUGUCUGUGGACGUGGAGCUGUCCCGGCGUGAGGGCUGGUACUUUGGGGCCAAGCUGGUUCGCGGCGCCUACAUGUACCAGGAGAGGAGCAGAGCGGAGGAAAUCGGUUAUGAGGACCCCAUCAACCCAGAUUAUGAGGCCACCAAUAGAAUGUACCACAAGUGUUUAGAGUUUGUGUUGGAGGAGAUCGAUCACAACAGAAAGGCUAAUGUCAUGGUGGCGUCACACAACGAGGACACUGUCAAAUUCACCCUGGGAAAGAUGAACGAGAUGGGUCUGUCCCCCACUGAGAAAAAGGUCUAUUUUGGACAGCUGCUCGGCAUGUGUGACCAGAUAAGCUUCCCUCUAGGCCAGGCUGGAUUCCCAGUGUACAAGUACGUCCCCUACGGCCCAGUCAACGAAGUCAUCCCCUACCUGUCACGCCGUGCCCUGGAGAACAGGGGCUUCAUGAAGGGAUCCCAGAGGGAGCGCAGCCUGCUGUGGAAGGAGCUCAAACGCAGGCUACUUAACGGACAGAUCCUCUACAAGCCUGUGUACUGACUGAGCUGACUGACUGGCACACCAGCACUCUGCCCCUUAAAACAUUCCAGUGUCUUAACUGAACCUGCCCUGGUCACAAUGGAGGAACCCAAACUGCCACUUAAUUGGAAUUUUCACAUAGUCAUGCACUGAUGUCAAUGGGAGACGAAAGUUAAAAUUUGACUUCCAGUAAGUGGAAGUUAGGCUUUACCCCUGUGGCUUUAGAAUGUACUGUAGGUAGGUGUGUCUAGUACUGAGAUAUGAUCCUAAUGCCAAGUGACCCUCUACCUUCCUUUUGCUCUAUUUAUUGCUGUUGAAAGUGUCCUUAUUAUAUACCAUGAUCCUUAUCCACUGCUUCUGUCAUGGUUUAGUGGCUUACAGUGGCUUGCAAAAGUAUUCACCCCCUUGGCAUUUUUCCUAUUUUGUUGCCUUAUAACCUGGAAUUAAAAUAGGGGGGGUUGUAUCAUUUGAUUUACACAACAUGCCUACCACUUUGAAGAUGCCACAUUUUUUUCUUGUGAAACAAACAAGAAAUAUGACCAAAAAAACUUAAUUGUGCAUAACUAUUCACCCCUCAGUGUUAUCUUUGGUCUCUUUGUUGCCUCUCUGAUUAAUGCCCUCCUUGCUUGGUCUGGGAGUUUUGGUGGGUGGCCUUCUCUUGGCAGGUUUGUUGUGGUGCCAUAUAGUUUCAAAAUUUUUUAUAAUGGAUUUAAUGGUGCUCCGUGGGAUGUUCAAAGUUUCGGAUAUCUUUUUAUAACCCAACCCUGAUCUGUACUUCUCCACGACUUUGUCCCUGACCUGUUUGGAGAGCUCCUUGGUCUUCAUGGUGCCGCUUGCUUGGUGGUGCACCUUGCUUAGUGGUGUUGCAGACUCUGGGGCCUUUCAAAACAGGUGUAUAUAUACUGAGAUCAUGUGAAAGAUCAUGUGAUACUUAGAUUGCACACAGGUGGACUUGAUUUAAAUUAUGUUACUUCUGAAGGUAAUUGGUGCACCAGAUCUUAUUUAGGGGCUUUAUAGCAAAGGGGGUGAAUACGAAAUGUAAACGGUUUUUUUUUUCACGCUAUUUUGUGUAUGUCCAUUACACGAAAUCCAAAUAAAACUUCAUUUAGAUCACAGGUUGUAAUGCAACAAAAUAGGAAAAAUGCCUAGGGGGGGUGAAUACUUUUGCAAGGCACUGUAUUCGGUGGUAUUUUUUAUGUAAAUAACUUAUUGAGUGGUUGUAUUAAACUGUAUUUGACUGCA
This is a messenger RNA of Oncorhynchus masou masou (cherry salmon), 3247 nucleotides long. Its product is annotated as proline dehydrogenase 1, mitochondrial-like. Gene Ontology annotation, cellular component: mitochondrion. Bases 101 to 2026 code for a protein of 641 amino acids. The transcript has 15 exons. NCBI's taxonomy places the organism in Eukaryota, Metazoa, Chordata, Actinopteri, Salmoniformes, Salmonidae. The record is from RefSeq and is a predicted model, not a curated record. Gene Ontology annotation, molecular function: proline dehydrogenase activity; FAD binding.